AUGGAGCCAUACAAAGAAGAAACCAUUGGGUUUGCUGCAAUAUUUGAUGUUUUAUUAAAAAUAGCCAUGGUCGUGGGUCCGGUCGUUGGAUAUUUUGACCAAAUUGCGAGUAUUCGUCGUUUAAAGUCAAGCGCAGGAUUCUCUAUAGAUACUUGUGGCGUGUUGUUAAUUAGCAGUAUUGUUCGUCUGUUUUUUUGGUUUGGAGACAGAUUUGACAUCACAUUAGCAUAUCAAAGCAUACUAAUGAUUUUAGUACAAUUAGUGCUUCUCUACGACUGCAUAAAAUAUAGAUACCCUUUAUCGCCAGGACCCAAUCGACGAUGGUUUUGGAAUUGGCACACAUACAAAUCAUACAUCCUAUUUAUGGGAGUGCUGACUGGCGUACUACAAAUUUUUUAUUUGUAUCUUGGAGAGUAUGAUUGGUUUAUUCAGUUUUUGGGAUAUUUAGCUUUGGGCAUUGAAAGUACAGUUCCAAUGCCACAAGCAUGGGAAAAUUAUCAAUUACAAUCAGUUGCAGGAUUCAGGGGUAUGUUGGGCUUAGAUACUUCUCAGUUGCACGAACGAUUACGGCGGUCACCGAGUUAUAAUUCGCUGGACGAAAUUUUGUAG
Molecule: messenger RNA, 609 nt
Organism: Ambispora leptoticha
Lineage: Eukaryota; Fungi; Glomeromycota; Glomeromycetes; Archaeosporales; Ambisporaceae
Source: the annotation of a GenBank genome assembly